Pristis pectinata (smalltooth sawfish) is the source of this 1308-nucleotide messenger RNA. It is a transcript of the gene atp6v0cb, whose product is annotated as ATPase H+ transporting V0 subunit cb. The transcript is spliced from 3 exons. Gene Ontology annotation, biological process: proton transmembrane transport. The annotation marks the transcript as partial. Gene Ontology annotation, cellular component: proton-transporting V-type ATPase, V0 domain. NCBI's taxonomy places the organism in Eukaryota, Metazoa, Chordata, Chondrichthyes, Rhinopristiformes, Pristidae. Gene Ontology annotation, molecular function: proton-transporting ATPase activity, rotational mechanism. The record is from RefSeq and is a predicted model, not a curated record.
GGAUUAGGCGGGGUUGGUGCGGGACCCCCUCCCCCGUGUGCGGGCGGCGGUGGUAGAGUCCCCUGGCGCGGUCACGUGGGGGGCCGCGCCGCCAUUUUGUGGGUAUUUAGGGAGGAGCCGGAGCGGAGCCGCCGAGAGUGGGAGCGGCGCCGGACCCGAGUCACCCAGCGACCGACGGACGGAGCCCGCAGCCCGGAGCAGCCGCACGCCCGCCCGCCCUCAGCAGCCCCAGCGCCAGUGUGUAGGCCCGCCGCGUCAAAGCCGCCGACAAGAUGUCCACUCCCGAAGCCUCCCGAAUACUCGCCCUUCUUCGGGGUGAUCGGCGCCUCGGCGGCCAUGGUCUUCAGUGCUCUAGGAGCUGCAUAUGGAACAGCUAAGAGUGGGACAGGAAUUGCUGCCAUGUCUGUCAUGAGGCCUGAACUCAUCAUGAAAUCCAUCAUACCUGUCAUCAUGGCAGGUAUCAUUGCUAUCUAUGGACUGGUGGUGGCAGUACUAAUUGCCAACUCGCUCACAGAAAAGAUAACAUUAUUCAAGAGCUUCCUUCAACUGGGUGCUGGUUUGAGCGUGGGUCUGAGUGGCCUUGCUGCUGGCUUCGCUAUUGGCAUAGUAGGUGAUGCUGGAGUACGAGGAACAGCCCAGCAGCCGAGGUUAUUUGUUGGCAUGAUCCUGAUCCUUAUCUUUGCUGAAGUGUUGGGUCUGUACGGCUUGAUUGUUGCUCUGAUCCUUUCCACCAAAUAAAUCCCACAGAUAUAAAAUUUGGCUCCAUUCUUAUGGUCUUAACUCCAGAAUGUGUACAGUUGUCUCAAUUUGGUAGUCAAUCUCUUGUAAAUGCACAAUGUUAGUGAUUUGUCUGUUGUGUGUGUAUUUAGGUAUUGAAUUUGGUUUUAAGAGCUGGGUUUAGUGGCUCCUAAACGUGUGCAAUUUCCAAUCCAUAUUAUUGUUGAGGAGCUCAGAUUAAAUUAGAAUUGUAAGUUUCAUUUCUUUUCACUGGAUUUUAUUUAAGAUUUAAAAUAUUCAUACAUUAUUAUAAUGGAGCAAGAUUUCUGGAGUCCCCAUGAUAUAGUAGAUUGUUGCACUGUCAGUAAUCGUGUUUGCUCAGAUCUCCUUGGAUGUAAUAAUUGGUAAAGAUUGGAUCUGAUCAUAGUCCUUUUGUGUACUGGUAUUGGAGUGAGUUCUACUUGUGUUUUUAACAUCCUGAGGCACAUGUAAAUGUUUCCAGUAGUAAAAUGUAUGCCUACUCAUAAGGUGUGCACCCAGCUUUGGGUUUCACAUUUCUGAUGUUUCCAAAUAAAAAAAAUUCCUCAACUA